Molecule: messenger RNA, 7568 nt
Organism: Paramisgurnus dabryanus
Lineage: Eukaryota; Metazoa; Chordata; Actinopteri; Cypriniformes; Cobitidae
Gene: topbp1
Product: DNA topoisomerase II binding protein 1
Biological process (GO): mitotic G2 DNA damage checkpoint signaling; mitotic DNA replication checkpoint signaling; DNA replication initiation
Source: RefSeq, a predicted model, not a curated record
UUCUUACAAAGGAAUUAGAAGUGAGGCGGAACUUGUUUUUCAGAGCUGAUGGGGCGAAUGACUGGAAUACAAACUAGCGAAUAAAAUACAGAUAGAAGAGUUAAUGUAUUACUUCAGUGUGUUUAUAACAUGUCAUUGUGGUAGGUGAUAAACUUAUUUGAAAUGAAGUCAAAAUGUUCUAGUUAGAAAUUAGUUUUAAUCGAUUUGCCGUUUGUGUCUCUUGGAUUUGAUUCUGUCACGCACAGAUAAUCAGCCAGCAUGUCAAAAGAAAACAAGGAUGCAUACAUUGUAAAAUUUGUUGAACACAAUGGAGAGAAGGCUGAUCUGGCUCAACAGGCCUAUAAGGCAAUAGUUGAACUGCAGUCAGAGAAAUAUGUGCAGAUGGUCGAUGAACAAACAGCACUAGAGUUGGACCACAAUGACAAAUCCCUGUUUGUCUUCAGUGACUUUACCAGUAAUGCAUUUGAGUACUGCAGGGGGCUGGGAUGCAGGAUAGUGAGUCCGCUGGUAGUGUUGUUCUGUCUACAGAAACAGAGGUGUGUGCCUAAAGCAGAGCAGCCUGUCUAUAGCAUGGCCAUGGCUGAUGUCACCAUCUCCUGCACCAACCUCGACAAGGAGGCACGGAGCGAAGUGAUGGAUCUUGUCCAGCUGAUGGGUGGCCGUGUCUACCGUGAUCUUAACGUGUCUGUUACGCACCUAGUGGCGGGUGAAGUGGGGAGUAAAAAAUACCUGGUCGCUGCAAGCCUUGAGAAACCCAUCCUUCUCCCUAGCUGGAUUAAAGCAUGCUGGGAAAAAUCUCAGGAUAGUGUUUUUCAUCACUCUGAGCUGAAUAUUGAGGACUAUCGGUGUCCAGUCCUGAAAGGCUGUACAGUAUGUGUGACGGGUCUUUCUACUGUUGAGCGUAAAGAGGUUCAGAGGUUGUGUGAGCAGAAUGGAGGCUGCUACACUGGGCAGCUUAAGAUGAACGAAUGCACUCAUCUCAUUGUCAGCGAACCCACAGGUCAGAAAUACGAGUUUGCCCGUAAGUGGAAUGUGUACUGCGUGUCCCUGCACUGGCUGUUUGACAGCAUAGAGAAGGGCUUUUGUCAGGAUGAGAGCAGGUAUGUUGUGGAGAAGAGGAAAACGGAGGAGAAACCAGGCAGACCCAACACCUCCACCCCAACAGGAACCAGCAAAAACAAAGAGGAAGGUCCUUCACUUUUGGGAUUGAGCCAUAUCUCCAAUAUCAGCAUGAAUGUCAAUGAAACUGCCCUCACCACCGCGUGCAUCAGCCACAUAGAGACUCCUGAUCCAAUCGAUUCAUUUGACAUUACUGUCUGCCGAGUUGAUGACCUGUUGGAUGGCUGUAAGCUGUACUUAUGUGGGCUGUCUGGAAAGAAACUGGAGAAGCUGCGGCGGAUGGUGAACUCUGCCGGAGGCCUGCGCUUCAACCAGCCCGGCCAAGAGCUCACACACAUAGUGAUGGGUGAACCAGACCAGGGUGUCAAAGUCUUCCUUGAAAAAGCCACUCACAGACCUCAUAUAGUCACAGUGCAAUGGCUGCUGGAGAGUUUUUCCCGUGGUACUCUGCUCCCAGAAGAUGCUUACUUUCACCCCUCCUUCCUGCCACCUGCCCCAGCCGCUGUUGACAUGCCAGCUCCCCGCAAUUCUGCCUCCCGCACCUCCAGACCCUCAGUAGCUCCGCCUCCUGCCCCCAGUCCAGCCCGACAGGUCCGAGCAGAGGAAGAGUUGCUCUCACAAUACGUGGAAAAUGACCAAACUGUUGUGGAGCUCCCUCAGGCUGCUAAUAGCACCACCAGCAGGCAGAGUAUUCUGCUUCCAGAUCCUCCAGCUCUAGGGCAAGACUCUACUAUGUGUGAAGCCUCAGAGGGAGGCCUGUUUUCGGGAAAGCGGUUCCUUUUGGUUGGAUUUGGAGCUGAGGCAGAAGCCCAGCUCUCGGAGCUCAUCAUGGAAAACUCUGGGAAGAUUUUGGUUGGCCGCUCGAGAGCAGUGGCGCACUACGCCAUUGUGCCGCUGCUGGGCUGUGACGUGGAAGCCACAGUGGAUGAGGUCGCAACAGAUACAUGGCUGGCCAUGUGUGUAGAGCAGCAGAGUGUGUUGGCACUGUCAUCUCAUCCUCUCUUCACUCCGGUGACUAUGAGAGAGGGUUUCUCUCCUCUCAAAGACUGCGUGCUGUCUGUCAGUCAGUUCACUGGAGCAGAGAGAGACUCUCUCAUUCAGUUGGCAAAACACUUGGGAGCCAGUGUUCAGGAUUAUUUUGUGCGAACAGCUAACCAGAGGAAGGGAAUGCUGGCUAGCACUCACUUGGUACUCCAGACACCAGAGGGGACAAAGUACCAGGCUGCCAAGAAAUGGAGUCUGCCUGCAGUUACCAUCCGCUGGGUUUUAGAGUCUGCAAGAACAGGGAAGAGGGCCGACGAGGGACGCUACCUGGUUGACCUACCACCUUCUCCAGAGAGAACAGACGACAGUUUCGUUGGGGCAUCUCAGAGAGACCCAGCACCUCUGCGAAUCCCGCAGCGCUCCCCAGAGCUCCCUCUACUGGGCCUGCAGAACAGUGCAGCCAUCACCCCACUAGACACUGCUCGAUUUCAGAGCCGCACCGUCCGCUCAGCAGUCAGGAAGAUGAAGGAGGGAGAGGAACAGCAGAUGGAGGUGGUGACCCCAGGACAGGAGGAUGCCAGAUCAGCACUUCAGAAAGACUCCUCCCUCCAUCUAGACACUCCCUCACGAUUCCUUAGCAGAGAUCGACUAUUCGGACCUUCAUUUAACACAAAGGAUGUAUUUGAUCAUUUACAAACUCCUGGUAAUAAGCCUCAGGAAGGUAAGGGGGCAGAGACGCCUCUAUCCGAGGUCAUUGAAAGGAACCUGAAAGCUGCCGUCGCCAACAGCAAUCGCAGUCAUGUGACAAAUCUUGCAGCCAUGACGGCCAGUCCUCAACUGGGAAAAGUGCCUGAGCCCGAGGUGGAGCAGAAAAUAACAGCUCCCCUCACUGGCGUGGUGGUGUGUGUGAGUAAGAAAUUAAGCAAGAAACAAAGUGAACUCAAUGCAGUGGCUGCCUCUCUGGGCGCAGACUUCAGGUGGUCAUGUGAUGACUCAGUCACUCAUUACAUCUACCAGGGUAAAGUGGGAGACAACAGUAAAGAAUACAGAGCUGUUAAAGAGAGAGGAAUACAUAUAGUGUCUGAACACUGGCUACAGGCGUGUGCGGAUGAGCAGAAGCGCGUGUCUGAAUCACUCUACCCUUUCACCUUCAACCCCAAAAUGAGCCUGACCAUGAGUCAGGUUGCAGACUGCACCCAGAGGUCACCACCUCUUUCCACUCCCCGCACCAGACUCAGAACAUUUACAGAAGAUGAAGAGACCCGGCUGGGCACUUUGGAUGACAUCACGGACAUCUCCACCCCUAAGCGAGUUAGUAUGGAUGGGCCUGAGAAAGAGCAGAAGCCCACCAGCAAUGACAAAAGAGAUCUCACAGAAACACUAGAGAUGAGAGAGAAUUUUCAGAGGCAGCUUCAGGAAAUCAUGUCUGCUACUAAGAUGACCAAUGGUCGUCGAGGCUCCACACGAUUGACCAGAGCAGGCUCAGGGAGUCUGGACUCGCCCCACACCCCCGACAGCCUGGGACGAAUAGGCAGACGCAGUCGUAAUUUAGAAGCCAUACGGAUGUCACGUCAGGUGGCUAUGGACCUAAAUACAGAACCAUCUCAGAGCGAACAGAUCGUUUGGGACGACCCAACCGCUCGAGAGGAGAGAGCCCGAUUAGCUGAUAACUUGCAGUGGCCUGGCAGCCCCUCCCAGCACUCUGAGCCCCUCGCCCUCAUCCCACCACCCCCUUCUGACCAGACCAAAAACGCCAGAGACUCCAUGACCGAUUCUGAACUGGUGGAAAUGGCUGCAUUCGAAGUCAUAGAUGCCCAACUGCGGCCGAAAGCGACUCCACCCCGAGGCAACAUUUCUCAAAACCCUGAAACACCCGAAGCACUUACCAUUGCUUUCCCCGUCUCUAAACCUGCAGCGCCUCCACAGAUUGACGUAGAGGAAGAAAGUGAAGAGGAGAUAAAGGAGGAACCUCCACGUUUUCUUUUGUCUUCGUUGAAUCCACAGGAACGCAUUGACUACAGCCAUCUUAUAGAGGAGCUAGGUGGUGUUGUGCUAGAGAAGCAGAGUUUCGACCCCAGUUGCACUCAUGUGAUUGUGGGUUAUCCCCUGAGGAACGAGAAAUAUCUGGCUGCUAUGGCAGCGGGCAAGUGGGUUAUCCACCGCUCGUACCUGGAAGCAUGCCGCGCAGAGGGACGCUUCAUACAGGAGGAUCAGUAUGAGUGGGGAAGCAGCUCUAUACUGGAUGUUCUGACAUCCAUCAACUCUCAACAGAAGAGACUGGCGCUGGCAGCCAUGCGAUGGAGAAAAACACUGCAGGGCUGCACAACCAAAGAGGGAGCAUUUGGUGGCUGGACUGUGAUGCUAAAUAUUGACCAAGCCAGAGAGGCUGGAUUCAGACGUCUUCUGCAGUCAGGAGGAGCUAAGGUUUUGCCAGAAUCUUCCCCCUCUCUGUAUAAGGAAACCUCUCACCUGUUUGUGGAUUUUAGUCGAUUAAAGCCGGGUGAUGUCAGAGUGGACGUGAGCGAGGCCGCAGCUUAUGGGGUGAAAUGUCUUAAACCCGAGUACAUCGCUGAUUACCUCAUGCAGGAGCCAUCGCCGCCAAUAGAGGCUUAUUAUCUUCCCGGUGCAGCUCCAGAAGAUACAGACAAGGUUCACGAUACAUCUUCACGUAAACGCAAAGCCUCUGGAGAAAUAUCCACAUUAAAGAAGAGUCGUGUUCGAUGAAACCAUCCGAUUUCAAGCUCUUAACAUAAUAGCCUGUUUAUUUAAGUGCAUUUUAUUCAAUUAUUACAAUGUAGAUAAACUAUUGUCAAUAAAACUUUAAUUCAGAAUGUGAAUGCCCAUAAAAAACAACCUGUUGAACAGUCAAAUCAUCCUCAUAGACAAAAAUAAUACAUUUAAACUAAAACUAAAAAUACAAUCGCAACAGAUUGAUGCAAAGUCAGUAAUGUACAUCUCAGGAUGUUAUGUUGUUAUAGCAGUUUCUGUCCUGCAGAGGGAGCGCUUUUCACAUUGUGGGUACGGCAGCAAUAUUACACAUAACAGAACUAUAGGAGCAUUUUUAUGAAUUAUAGGCUAAUUUCUAGUACACUCACAGAUAAGCUAGUGAUAUGGAAAUUGGAAAUCUUUCAGACAUAUACAAAACCUAUCAAUAAAAGAUGGUAUAGUAAGUUGCAAGUGUGCAGAAAUGGUGAGAAUCAUGCUUUUGCUACAGUAAAUGUAGCUAUUUGUCAGAUUAAAUUUAAUGAGGUUAAUUUUUUCUCUAAUAUAUAGUUAAAUCUUAUAUGUUUUAUAAAUAGCCAUUCUGUUAAUUUCCUAUUUGACCACUGGCAUUAAGCUUCAUCACCAGAAACACACCAAUGUGAUUCAACUUCUGUGUCCACAGCAACAGUUCGGUUACUAAUGGCAACAGCUGCACAGAUCUGAUGCUGCUUAUGUCACAAAAACAAUUCUGGUUGUUCUUCGUCUAAUUCAUAAUACUUGGUUGUGCGUCGACUAAAAUCUCUUUCAAUAAUAUUGUUCACAUUAUUGCUAUUAUAACAUGUUGAAGUUUAAGGUUUAAUCUGCGAGAUAAUCAGUGUUAUUAUAUCAAGCCAUGUAUUUAGACUACAUGUCUGUCAACAUGGCCCAAAUUUGUGUUUAUUCAAACAUUCAAUACAAUAGACUUACACGGAGGUUAAGUAAAUAUUGCCGAAUCAUUGACACAACAGUACAUUAAAGGAUGCAGUUUGAAGUUAAAACUCAUGCAUUAAGUGGUUAAAUGAUCCAGCAGUCAUAAAUCCAUUUCUUUCCCAGACAGACUUUUAACAACGGACUAUUAUUUGUUUGUUGUUGUUUUUAACACUAAACUGUGUGUAGAAUCUCAGAAAAAAGGUUCUGGUUGUCCUUACAGGUACAUAUUGGUACCUCAAAGCUACAUAUCUGUACCGAAAUGGUACAAAUUUCUGUGUAGUGUAGAAUGUGAUGCAGUUUGCCAGAAAUGGAUUUCAUUGAGAAGUCUGUCAGUUUACGUACAAGUUUUGACUUGAGAAUGACACAAAUAUUACUAAAAUUGUACAAAAACAUCCUCCGAAAGCAACUUCUCCCAACCAUCGAAGAACAGUAUGAUGGAGCACCUUGCCAUAAGGCAAAAGUGAUAACUAAGUGGCUUGGGGAAUAAAACACAUUUUGGGUCCAUGGUCAGGAAACUCCCCAGACCUUAAUCCAAUUCAGAACUUGUGCUUUGACCCACAAAUUCUGACAAACGCCAAGCAAUGAUUAUGCAAGCGCUGCCAUUAGUCAGGAUGUGGCCCAAAAGUUGAUUGACAGCAUGCCAGGGUGAAAUGCAGAGGUAUUGGAAAAGAAGUGUCAGCACUGCAAAUAUUGAUUCUAUAUUGAUGCAUUAACUUAAAGGGGUGGUUCUGACUUAUUAACACAGUUAUAGAGUUGUUUCCUCAUGCUAAAUAGGCAAAGUGUGAAAAAAGCAGUUGGGCGUGUUACAGGGUAUUUUUGUGCCGAAUGCACUUCACCAGGGUUCGUACAAGUUUCGGAAAGUUUUUUUCGAUUACAGGUCCACCUGACGUUUCAGGGGUUUCUAUACGUAUCACUUCUUUAUAUGGGCACUUCCCCCAGAAAACCCCGCCCACCCAUCAAUAGCGGGAGACGCUAGAACUUAAAAACAUUAUAUCACGCGACAGAGCUUAUAAUAUCAACAAUAGCACGAAAGAAGAAGUGUUUUUUUGGAUGUAAGGAGAAGAAAGGCAGUCUGUUGGAAACAAUGGAUAUAGUUUAUUAUCCAGAGUAGCAGCAGAGUUUUGCGUGUGUGUUUGAUGCGGUGGAUUUCAUUGAAAAGUCCCAACCGGGUCAAGAGUUGCAUGCAAAGUAAGGCUUCUGUCUUAGGUUGGAAAUAAGCGCAUGCAUAUUAUAUAAAUGACACAAACAUGUAUUGAAUCAUAAAUUAAACAGUGUUUUAUAAAAUUUUGCAUGACUCGCACUCACUCCUCCCGUGGUAGUAACUCCUCCUUCUUCAUUUUUUCGUACGUUAUCGGAAAGAUUCGGUAAAGCUAAUCUCUUCAGAGAUAUAAAGGAUGUAAUACUACUCUAUAGGUACUCCACAUUAACAUCAGAAAUGCAGAAACAGCAUGUGUUAUGUGAGCUUCAAUGUAAUUGUCAAUAAAAGCCUUUGACUUUUAUGAAAUGCUUGUAAUUAUACUUCACCAUACUAACAUCUUUUAAAAAGAUCUUAAAACACUGUGGGAUGGUUUCCCGGACAGGGAUUAGCUUAAACCAGGACUAGGCCUUUGGUUGAAUUAGAAAAUAUAACUUGUUUUAACAAACAUGCCCCACUUGUGUGCAUUUUGAGGCAAAACAAAGGGCACUGAUGUAUUUUAAGAUAUGUCAGUGCAAGUUGUUUUUAGUUUGAACAGCUCUUACAUUUAUUUUAGUGUAGGACUAAUCUAAUCCCUGUCCAGGAAACCAUCCCGUGA